Molecule: messenger RNA, 1501 nt
Organism: Olea europaea var. sylvestris
Lineage: Eukaryota; Viridiplantae; Streptophyta; Magnoliopsida; Lamiales; Oleaceae
Product: F-box/kelch-repeat protein At3g27150
Exons: 2
Coding region: 236-1354 (372 amino acids)
Cellular component (GO): cytosol
Molecular function (GO): protein binding
Source: RefSeq, a predicted model, not a curated record
CCUUCAUAUACGUGUUUUAAAUCCCUUGAUCAAAUAGAGGGGGCCCUCUUUGCACCUUAAUGCCUGCAUCUGCCCCUUUUCUGUCGAUUUAUACUUAUGAGGAGUUAUUAGUGAAGACACGUAUCUACAACCUUAUGUCCUAUUCGGCUUCCCUGAUGAAAACUGGAGCUGAAGGUGUUGAAUCAAUUUUUGCAGCACGCCAAGAGAAACUGAAGAAGAAAAGCAGGGAUAUAGUAUGAAGAAGGUUGGAAUGUGCGAGAAUGCCGAUAGAUCAGAUCACUCUAAUGGUGAAGAACCUCAGGAUGCAGAUUAUUCUCAUUUGUCAUCACUAAGCUAUGAGUUAGAGAGCCUGGUUUUUGCAAGAUUUCCAAGGUCAGAGUACUGGAAAUUAAGCUUUGUGAAUAAGAGGUGUUUGGCUCUUUUAAACAGUGGUGAGCUUUAUAAGAUUAGGAAGGAGAUUGGAUUUAAAGAAUCUUCUGUUUUCAUGUUGGCAAUUGGGGAAAGCAGUUGGUGGUCAUUUGAUCGAGAAUUUAAGUCUCGAAGGAAGCUCCCAAUUUUACCAUCAGAUUCUUGUUUUUCAUUGGGAGAUAAAGAAUCCCUUUGUGCCGGGACUCAUCUUCUUGUCUCAGGCAAUGAGAUAGAUGGUCUUGUUCUUUGGAGAUAUGAAUUGGCAAAGAACAAAUGGUACAAAGGUCCAUCUAUGAUUAGCCCAAGAUGCUUGUUUGCAUCUGCAACUUGUGGCACCUCUGCUUAUGUGGCCGGUGGGGUAGGGGCAGCAGCGAAUAGUGAAGUCUACGAUUCUGCUGAAAAAUAUAAUCAAAAUGAUGGAUCGUGGGAACUACUUCCAAGGAUGAAGAGGAGGAGGAAACUUUGCUCUGGAUGUUACAUGGACAAUAGAUUUUACGUCAUUGGAGGACGAAAUGAACAUGGAGAACUAACGUGUGGUGAAUUUUUUGAUGAAACUACAAAUAAAUGGAAGCUCAUACCAGACAUGUUGAAAGAUGAUCCUGUACAAUUAGCCCAUUCACCUCCUCUUGUUGCUGUUGCAAAUAACGAGUUAUACUCACUCGAAGCUUCUUCAAACCAGCUGAAGAUGUACUUGAAGAACACGAAUGAAUGGAAGCAUUUGGGGCCAGUUCCAGUACGAACUGAUGGCAGCAGAGGUUGGGGUGUUGCGUUCAAGUCUUUGGGAAACCAACUGUUGGUAGUAGGAGCAUCCUCUGCUGGUAAUGGCAUGGCCAUAUAUACCUGCUGCCCAGAUGCCAAUACGGGGGAAGUCCAGUGGAGACCUGUUGACAGUGGCAGAAUUCGGCUGAGUCACUUUAUUUUAAAUUGUUCAAUAAUGGUAGCUUGACAGGAGGGAGGAAGGAAUCUUAAAGAACCAGGAUCCCUAAUCAUGAUAUUAAAGAAAACAAGAUUGUUUCCGUAUGUGUAAUCUGAAUAUCAUUUCUGUAUAUAUUGAAUAAAAUAGGAAUCUAACCUUGUCAAAGUAUUUCUGGUC